Messenger RNA from Xenopus tropicalis (tropical clawed frog), 2194 nucleotides. RefSeq names its product MAPK activated protein kinase 3 (gene mapkapk3). The record is from RefSeq and is marked provisional. Lineage: Eukaryota; Metazoa; Chordata; Amphibia; Anura; Pipidae. The transcript is spliced from 10 exons. Bases 52 to 1179 code for a protein of 375 amino acids. Gene Ontology annotation, molecular function: transferase activity; nucleotide binding; ATP binding.
CCCGACAUGAAGCUUUGGCUGGUGGCUGGCAGAGAGGCCUAAGUUGGCACUAUGGAGGAGAAUGCCAAUGUCCAGGAGACGGGGGACCAGGAAACCCUCCCACCAGCCCAACCUGUUAAGCUGGAGAUUAAGCGACAUGCCAUCACCGAUGAUUACAAGGUGUCAAAGCAGGUGCUGGGUCUGGGGAUCAAUGGCAAAGUGCUGGAAUGUUACCGCAGGGACACCGGGCAGAAGUGUGCACUCAAGAUCCUGUAUGAUAGCCCCAAAGCUCGGCGAGAGGUGGAUUGUCACAUCAGAGCAUCUGAAGGACCACACAUUGUACACGUGCUAGAUGUCUAUGAAAAUAUACAUCGUUCAAAGAGAUGCCUGCUCAUUGUCAUGGAGUGCAUGCAGGGUGGGGAGCUGUUCACUCGCAUCCAGAAGAGAGGCGACCAAGCAUUCACUGAAAGAGAGGCAUCAGAGAUCAUGCGGGACAUAGGAAUGGCCAUACAGCAUCUCCAUGGAAUGAAUAUCGCUCACAGGGAUGUCAAGCCAGAAAAUCUCCUCUACACCCACAAGGACAGCAACGCAGAGCUCAAGAUCACAGAUUUUGGCUUUUCCAAAGAAACAACAGUUCAGAAUGCACUCCAGACCCCAUGCUAUACACCAUAUUAUGUGGCUCCAGAAGUGUUGGGUCCAGAAAAGUAUGAUAAGUCAUGCGACAUGUGGUCACUGGGAGUCAUCAUGUAUAUACUUCUCUGUGGGUAUCCUCCUUUCUAUUCUAACACAGGUCAGGCCAUCUCCCCGGGUAUGAAAAAACGAAUCCGUAUGGGACAGUAUGAGUUUCCAGCACCUGAGUGGAAUGAUGUGUCACAGGAAGCUCAGCAGAUGAUCCAACACUUGCUGAAGACUGACCCAACUGAGAGGAUGUCUAUUACCCAGUUCAUGAACCACCCAUGGAUAAAUCAAUCUAUGGUGGUGCCUCAGACUCCUCUGCACACAGCUCGAGUUUUGCAGGAGGACAAGGAGCACUGGGAUGAGGUGAAGGAAGAGAUGACGAGUGCUUUGGCCACAAUGAGAGUAGAUUAUGACCAAGUAAAGAUCAAAGAUCUCAACUCCUCCACCAAUAAACUCCUCAACAAACGGCGCAAAAAACAAAGUGAUGGAAACCCGAAUACUACCGGCUGUAACAACCAAUAGGACUGUUCCAGGACAAGCAUUUGGAAGAGUGCUGGGCCUGUGGCAACCGGGUCUUUAUGUCAUGUGAUUCCAGCACUAUUGCAUCUCCUGGACUUUUGUUUGUCAUUUUAAGGUCUUUCAUGUAUUGUAGAACAUUCUGUAAGCAGAAAUUCGGAAAAACCCUGUGUACAUAAUAUACAUAUGUAUGUAACAGAAAUGGGUCUUGCUUCUUUACUAAAUUUCAUGGAGGUAAUGGUGGUUGUCACAAGGACUGGAUCAUGAUUUUCUUCAUAACAUGAAGUUUGAUGCAUGCACUAAGUUUUAUGCACUUUCCCUCUUGGUAAUUGAAUAUGCCUCCUAUAGGCACAAGUCUUCACAGAAUGGAGCACAAAGAGUUGCACCUGUUUAUGUAUGGGCAGUACUUGGCUACUCCAUACUUUGCACACUAAUUCAGGACUUAUACAAUAGGUUUAUACAAUAUUUAAGCUUCCCCUGGGAGAGCUACAUCCAGCCUAUCGAUCCUGGUUGGAGUCAAGUGCUGUUUUUUCUAGCUCACACCUCUGUGGUGUACUGUUACAGGGGUUAUUUCUUUCACUAUCUUAAUACCUCUGUCUUGGGGUCCCUGUUUCCUAAUUUUCAUUAAGGGCUUGGUUCUAUUAGGGCACGCUUCUUUAAAGGGGACUCCAUUCUCUCCAGCAGCAUCCACCUUGUAUGGUAGGUGGAUUCCAAAAAGGAAGAGCUCCUGCUCCUGUCUGUAUUAUUAAACAGGAACUGGUCAUAACAUCCCUGGGAAAACACCCCACACAGGGCAUAGGUCACAGAUAGGGGAAUUCCCAAAGCAGUAGGGGAUUUAACCCUGUGAGUCCCUGCAUACAAUUCUAAUACAGUUACAUUCCAGAGUGUUUCACAAAGCAUUAACAUGGAAGACCUUGGUUGGAGACAAAGUUUGCAUAUUUUCGGUGGUAUGGAACAAUCAAUACUAAAAGUCACUGCUUUUUGUCAAAUUAAAUAAAAUGAAGGAACUUGAAACUUGUAA